Messenger RNA from Theobroma umbraticum, 1062 nucleotides. RefSeq names its product Got1/Sft2-like vescicle transport protein family. NCBI's taxonomy places the organism in Eukaryota, Viridiplantae, Streptophyta, Magnoliopsida, Malvales, Malvaceae. The record is from RefSeq and is a predicted model, not a curated record. Gene Ontology annotation, cellular component: membrane. Gene Ontology annotation, biological process: vesicle-mediated transport.
AGUUAUUCUCUUACAGCAGCCUCACCAUUCCUAGGCCUUAAAUACUCUAGAAAGGAAAUCCAACAAAACAGGUGAAACCUUUAGAGCUGUUUCUUUUGUUUUUUUCCCCCUAGAAACCAAAAACAAGCAGAAAAAUGCAAGCUUGGUUCUCAGGGGGCAGUAGUGGGGGUGGCGAGCAGAUGAAAGAAGGGUCUUCUCUUUUAGCAGAUUGGAACUCAUAUGCAGCUUCAAGAGAAGCAGAUGAGAGCAUUGCAACUGGGUUUGGGUUCGAUCUUGAGUCUGCUGUGAGGUCUGCGAACGACACUGUCUCUGGUACCUUCAAUGUUGUUUCAAAAGGGGUGAGAGAUCUUCCUGGGAAUUUACAAUCUGCCACAAGUAGUGUCCCUUCAGGAAAAGCACUUAUGUAUUUUGGUUUACUUCUGGCUACUGGGGUCUUUUUUGUUUUCAUCGCCUUUACCAUGUUUCUUCCAGUCAUGGUGCUCAUGCCCCAGAAAUUUGCAAUCUGCUUUACCCUUGGAUGUGGCUUUAUCAUUGGAUCAUUCUUUGCUCUAAGAGGCCCAAAGAAUCAGUUUGCCCACAUGUCAUCAAAAGAGAGGCUUCCUUUUACGUUGGGAUUUAUUGGAAGUAUGGUGGGUACCAUAUAUGUUUCUAUGGUGCUUCACAGCUAUGUUCUUUCUGUGCUAUUUUCUGUAUUACAGGUUCUUGCACUUGCAUACUAUGCUAUUUCUUACUUCCCUGGUGGAUCUGCUGGGCUGAAAUUUCUCACAUCUGCUCUUACCUCUUCAGUAACAAGAUGUUUUAGGAGCUGAACCGGGUCUCUUGGCCUUUGUUUUUUGCCUUGUAUACUUGUCAAUUAGUGAAGAGAUGGUAAAUGGUCCCAGGUACAUUGCUGUAUUGCUUCCAUCUUCUCAACCUUUCCUUGUAUUGCCUGAAAAAAAAAAAAAAAACCCUGUGGCUAAAAAAAAUUGUGAAGAGUGUACCUUUAAAUUUUCCGAUAGUGACUGAACAAUAAAAGUUGGAUCAAUUAACAGCAUGAAUUCUCACUGUUUUGUUUCUUUUCCA